AUGGAGGACGAUAAGUAUUUCAAGUUGUUCGUGAAAUGUGUGGAGGAGAACAAGGUGUUUGAUCUAACAGAGAUCUUAAAGCAGGAACAACUGCAAUCCAGAAAGAUUGAACAAGAAAAAAGAGCUCGAGAGAUCAAGACGAAGAACAAUGGAAAGGAUAAUAACAGAAAUAGAUCUCAAGGUGAAGCUAAAUCUAAAGAUAAAUCCAAGGACAAGGCCAACUCUGGUGAAGGUAAUAUUGCGAUACAGGAGAAGAAAGGAGCAAAGGAAAAGAAGGAAAAAAGAGGGAAAAAAGGCAAAGAGAAGAACAAAAUUGAUGUUAAAGCUAAAGAGGUAGAAAUGAGCUUAACUUCAAACGAAACACAUGGCACAGUCGAGUCUUUGAGGAAGAAAUUUGAAGCUUUGAGUCACACAGAGUACACAUCUAACCAGCUAGCAUUAGGACAAUUAUCUCCAAUGAGAAUUUCAGAACAAGCACCAAACUUAUCACGGCAAGAAAUUUCACAACCAUUACAGCUUAAAAAUGAAAACAACAUUGAUUUGUCAGGAAGAGUCAUCAAAACCCCUGUAAGUAGAAGAGCUCAAUUACCAGUGGUGCCAGAAAUGAAAGGACACAGACAAAUGGUAUCCGAACAAUCGAAUCAAACACAACCAAAUUCGAAUGAAACUGCACAAAGAAGUUCAUAUGAACAAAACUUCGACAAGCUAAACAUCGACAAGAAAGAGCCUGAUAAUCAAAAUCUUGAUAAGCAAAGCGACAAACCUGGCAAAGCUGAAAAAUCCAAACUGAGGUCCAGAAGGAAUCGACCAAAAGGUAAAAAGGACACCCAAUCUGGAGACUCUGUUCCUAAAGAUAAUGACCCAUCAAAUGAGACAAAAGGUGGAAAUUCCAAUAUACCAAAAAAAGGGCCUAGAAGGGGACCAAGGAAUAAUUCUGAAAGGAAGAGCAAUGGUAGCGACAAGAAGACCAAUGGUAGCGACAAGAAGAACAAUGGAAGCGACAAGAAGAGUAAUGAAAACGACAAGAAAACCAGCGGAGGCGGUAAAAAGACCAACCUGAGUGAUACAAAGAGUGACAAGAACAGUAAAAAUAACGAUCCUGUGGACUUGAAACAAUAUCUCCCUCGACCCAUAGCAAAAGACACCACAUAG
Molecule: messenger RNA, 1152 nt
Organism: Yamadazyma jaroonii
Lineage: Eukaryota; Fungi; Ascomycota; Pichiomycetes; Serinales; Debaryomycetaceae
Source: the annotation of a GenBank genome assembly